AUGAUUACUCCAUCAAAGGUACAGUUAUUUGAACAUUCAGAAGUGGAAAAUCAAUCACAUGUAACUGAAUUCAUUUUGUUGGGAUUUGGAGAACAUAAACUUCUUCAUACUCCUCUGUUCAUAUUGUUCCUUCUCAUUUAUGCUAUUACUAUGGCUGGAAACAUCCUCAUUAUUCUACUGGUUGUCAUAGAUCAUCACCUUCAUACACCCAUGUAUUUUUUCCUUGGGAAUCUCUCAUGGUUAGAAAUUUGUUGCAGUUCAAAUAUAUUGCCAAGAAUGCUUUCCCAUUUUAUUACAGGGACUAAGGCUAUUUCAAUCAAUGGAUGCUUUGGGCAAGAAUUUGUAUUUGGUUCUUUGGGAGCUGUAGAAUGCUGUUUAUUAUCUGCAAUGUCCUUUGACAGAUAUUUGGCCAUAUGUAAACCAUUAUAUUAUGUCACCAUAAUGAAUGGGAAGUUGUGCCUCCUGUUGAUCGCCAUCUCUUGGAUAAGUGGCACUUUUGCAAGCAGUUUAAUAAUUAUCAUAAUGUCCAAACUCACUUUCUGUGUUAACAAUAAAAUUGAUCAUUACUUCUGUGAUACACUUCCAGUUAUAGAACUAUCUUGCAGUGGCACGUACAUAUCAAAAUUAUCUCUCUAUAUUGUUAGCUCUGUAGUCACUUUUCCUCCUUUUACAUUGACUUUAACAUCAUACAUUUAUAUCAUUGCAACUAUAAUGAAAAUCCCUUCUACCACAGGGAAACAAAAAGCAUUCUCCACUUGUUCUUCUCAUCUUUUGGUAGUCACCAUUUUUUAUGGCACAUUGAUAAGUAUCUAUGCAAUACCAAAUGCCAUAAAAGUGAAUGGUCUCCAUAAAGUGUUCUCUGCCACCUAUACCAUCCUAACCCCUAUGCUUAAUCCUAUUAUAUAUACUCUAAGAAAUAAAGAAGUGAAAGUUGCUUUAAAGAGAAUCAUAUCAUUGAUUUUUGUUCAAAUUCAUAUGAAAAGUCAGAUUUAA
This is a messenger RNA of Pantherophis guttatus, 993 nucleotides long. RefSeq names its product olfactory receptor 1M1-like. Lineage: Eukaryota; Metazoa; Chordata; Lepidosauria; Squamata; Colubridae. Gene Ontology annotation, molecular function: olfactory receptor activity. Gene Ontology annotation, biological process: G protein-coupled receptor signaling pathway. Gene Ontology annotation, cellular component: membrane. The record is from RefSeq and is a predicted model, not a curated record.